AUGAAGGCACCGUUCCCUGUACUCUUCAGAUGCCUGGGCUACGGGCUGAACAGAACACUGGAAGUAGAAGGAGACGCGCUAAUGGGAAUAAAGUUCACCAAGAAUGCUCUCCCUCUCCUGAACAACAACACAAGCAUAAUUGCCACAGAUAGGCCUAUAAGCAUACAGUACAGACUGAAGAUAAGGAAUAUACAUCCUCUUACAAUAGAGUCGGGUGUGCAUGUAGCAGACAUAGGAAUACUGCGCAACAACAAGUACGAAAGUGUCUCAGUGUAUAACAGGCCGAUUGUUCCCGACUUUACUACGCCCUAUCUUGUCUUUGGUAUCUGCGGAGGUGUUAUUGUGUGCAUAAUGAGUGCAUUCAGCAAAGUUUUGCUGCGUUUAAUAUAA
This is a messenger RNA of Nematocida minor, 390 nucleotides long. RefSeq lists its product as uncharacterized. The record is from RefSeq and is a predicted model, not a curated record. NCBI's taxonomy places the organism in Eukaryota, Fungi, Microsporidia. The transcript has a single exon. The coding region runs from base 1 to 390 and encodes 129 amino acids.